This is a messenger RNA of Exophiala spinifera, 1734 nucleotides long. RefSeq lists its product as uncharacterized. Lineage: Eukaryota; Fungi; Ascomycota; Eurotiomycetes; Chaetothyriales; Herpotrichiellaceae. The transcript has a single exon. The record is from RefSeq and is a predicted model, not a curated record. Bases 1 to 1734 code for a protein of 577 amino acids.
AUGGCCACCAAGACAUCCAAAAAGCGCAUCAUUAUUUGCUGCGAUGGGACAUGGAUGGACAGCGAUGGUGAUUACCAGACACCAAGCAAUGUCACGCGAAUCGCUCGUGCAAUCCCGCCAGUAGGAUUUGACAAGACCACCGAUCCUCCACAGGCUAUUCACCAGAUCGUCUUCUAUCAGAACGGCGUGGGAACGGGAGACAAUUCGCUCUACAAUAGAUAUAUCGGCGGUGCGACUGGGGAGGGCCUCGCCGAACACAUCCGCGAAGCGUAUAGUUUCGUUGCUCUCAACUACAGCGAGGGCGAUGAGAUCUUCAUCAUUGGCUUCUCACGAGGAGCCUUCACCGCACGGUCGAUAUCUAGCUUGAUCAAUGCCGUUGGGCUGCUGACGUCGAAAGGCUUGGAGUACUUUGUCCAAGUGUUCGAGGAUUGGGAGUUUCAGCAGAGACAGGACUUUGUCUCCAAGUGGCCCAACAUUCCCUUUCCUGGACACAAGCCACCAGUCACCGAUGCACAGUAUCAGCAGCAUCUGAUCGAGAACAAUCUCACCCGACCAGGCAUCAAGAUCAAAUGCGUCGCUGUCUGGGACACGGUCGGAGGUCUGGGCAUCCCAAUGAUCGGACUCCUUCCGCAACCACCGAGCAAGGACUUUGCGUUUGUAGACACGCGCGUCGAGUCCAAUAUCGAGUACGCGUUCCAGGCGCUCGCGCUGGAUGAACACCGCCGAGCAUACUCUCCCACCAUCUGGGAGUGGCCCAGCGUUGAGCCCAACGAGCUCAAAGUCUUGAAACAGACCUGGUUCCCGGGGGUGCACAGCGACAUUGGGGGGAGCUACGACGACACGGCGCUCGCCAACCUCACGCUUGCGUGGAUGGUGUCGCAGCUCGACCCGAUUCUCACGGUCGACCACUCUUACAUCUUUACCCUGAUCGAACGACAGAGCCGCCACGCUGGCCCUCGGGGCCAUCUGACCUUUACGCACGAAGGGAUGCCGAAGCGCGUCGAGAACACGGCACCCCACAGCCGGCCGUGGGGGCUGGGCAAGAUCCACAACAGCAUGACGCCGUUCUUCCGGCUCGGGGGCUCCCGCAUCCGCACCCCGGGCGAGUAUCGCGAGGCGGAACUCGCUUCCCAACGCGGCACGCUUGUGUGGAUGUUCCGCACGAUCGCCAGCAAGGUGUUUGGGGGGCUCGACAAACCCACACCGAGAUUGAAACGGACAAACGAGACGGUCCACGCCAGCGUUCGCAUCCGCCGGGGCAAGCACGGCUACGGGUACAACGACAAAGGCACGUACGACCCCCCGGCCCUGAAAGGGUGGGUGUUGCACGGGACCGAAACGAACCCGGACACGCCUAUCGCCAUCAACACCCCGGGCCAGGUCGGCAAGAUGACGGGCGUGGUGUACAAGAAGGUGGUAUCUCCCGAGGUCACCGAGAGAAAGGGGAAGGGGAAGGGGAAGGGGAAAGCGAGAGUCAGGGUCCUCGACGAGCACGACAAGGACCACACCCUGGAGCUGCGUGAAGAGCCGUUGGGUGUGUUUGAGAGGCAGAUUCUCCAGCUGUGGCCUGAGAUCCAGAGGGACUUUGACAGUAUUGGAUCGGAGGGGGCUCGGCUCGAUCGAGUACAGACUUAUCCCAUCAAUCAACGUGCCGGAGCGCCUGGUACUAACGGUGGUUUGGACGGAUUGAGCGUCAAGACGAAGCAGCCCGGGAAGAGAAGCGAAACGUCAUGA